Exaiptasia diaphana is the source of this 996-nucleotide messenger RNA. RefSeq names its product HHIP-like protein 1. The transcript has a single exon. The record is from RefSeq and is a predicted model, not a curated record. Lineage: Eukaryota; Metazoa; Cnidaria; Anthozoa; Actiniaria; Aiptasiidae. Bases 1 to 996 code for a protein of 331 amino acids.
AUGGGCAGCGGAUUCGAAGGCGGCAUCAAAAGCAUCGCCUUCCACCCGGACUACGACACCAACGGCUUCUUCUUCGUCCACUACUCCGACACCUCCGACGCUUCCGUGGUCGCCCGCUACACGGUGUCGAAGGACCCCGACGUUGCGGAUCCGGCCAGUGGCGUGAUCCUGAUCACCGUCGCUCAAACCACCACCAUCCAUCGCGGGGGUCAGAUUCAAUUCGGACCCGACGGCUAUCUCUACAUUGGCUACGGCGAUGGCGGACCCCAAACCGACACCAACUGCAACUCCCAAACCGGUGAUCGUUUCCAGGGCAAAAUGUUGCGCAUCGAUGUGGAUCAAAACGUUUCUACCCCGCCCCACUACGGCAUUCCUGGAGACAACCCGUUCGGCGGCAAGGGCGAGCCGCCUGCCGAGGUCUGGGCCUUGGGCUUGCGUCAACCCUGGCGCUUCUCCUUCGACCGCUUGACCGGUGAUCUCUACAUCGCCGACGUCGGCCAGCACACCCGUGAAGAGAUCGAUUUCCAACCCGCCUCCAGCUCCGGUGGAGAGAAUUACGGUUGGAGGAUCAUGGAAGGCACCACCUGCCAUGAUCCCGACCCCAUCGACCCAUCCUGCCCAGCACAAACCGCUUCCUGCGACGAUCCGAGCUACACCCUUCCAAUUCUGGAAUACGCCACCGGUGUCGACGGUAACUGUUCUAUCACCGGCGGUUACGUCUACCGCGGGCCAAAUAUCUCCAUGCUCACCGGACGUUACCUCUACGGCGAUUGGUGCAGCGGCCGACUGUGGGCCGCCGACAAUUCCGGCGGUCCUUGGACCACCGAAGAGCUGGACAUCUCCCUGACCAAUAUCGUCACCUUUGGCGAAGACCAAAACGGCGAGCUCUACCUCGCCAACGGCUCCACCGUCUAUCGACUCGAUGGGCCGUCAGAGCUGUUCAGCGACGGUUUCGAAUCCGGUGACACGACAUCUUGGUCGAGCGAGGUGCCUUGA